Chanos chanos (milkfish) is the source of this 1485-nucleotide messenger RNA. RefSeq names its product mucin-2-like. The annotation marks the transcript as partial. The transcript is spliced from 6 exons. The record is from RefSeq and is a predicted model, not a curated record. NCBI's taxonomy places the organism in Eukaryota, Metazoa, Chordata, Actinopteri, Gonorynchiformes, Chanidae.
GAAUCUCCUACCACAACUACUACGGAGACUCCAACCACAACAACAACCAUCACCACUACGACAACAACAACAGAAACCCCAACCACAACCACAGAAUCUCCUACCACAACCACUACAUCAACAACAUCCACUGUAAGCCCAACCACAACAUCUCCUACCACAACCACUACAUCAACAACCACCACUACAACCACAGAAUCUCCUACCACAACUACUACGGAGACUCCAACCACAACAACAACCAUCACCACUACGACAACAACAACAGAAACCCCAACCACAACCACAGAAUCUCCUACCACAACCACUACAUCAACAACAUCCACUGUAAGCCCAACCACAACAUCUCCUACCACAACUACUACAUCAACAACAUCCACUGUAAGCCCAACCACAACAUCUCCUACCACAACCACUACAUCAACAACAACCACCAGCACUACAACAACAACAACGACCACUACUACAUCAACAACAUCAACUGUAAGCCCAACAACAACAGAGACACCAACCACAACAACUACCACCACCACUACGACAACAACAGAAACUCCCACAACACCACCACCAACCACAACAACAACAGGAAGCACAACCCCAAUCACAACCACAACCACCACCACCACUACGACCACUACAACAACAGAAACUCCAACCACACCUACAACAUCAACUGUAAGCCCAACAACAGAGACACCAACCACAACAACUACCACCACCACUACAACAACAACAGAAACUCCAACCACAACCACUACACCUACAACAUCAACUGUAAGCCCAACAACAACAGAGACACCAAUCACAACAACAACCAUCACCACUACGACAACAACAACAGAAACCCCAACCACAACCACAGAAUCUCCUACCACAACCACUACAUCAACAACAUCCACUGUAAGCCCAACCACAACAUCUCCUACCACAACUACUACAUCAACAACAUCCACUAUAAGCCCAACCACAACAUCUCCGACCACAACCACAACAACCACUACCACUACUACAACUACUGUUGACCAGACCUGGUCGCCCCCAGACGAUAACUGCACAAAAUACUACUGCACUAAAGAUGACGAUACCUUUAUUGUGACUGAGAUCAUUCCCUCCUGUCCAGAUAUUGACCUUGAAAACUGCCAAAAUGGGAUAGUGACAACGGAUAAAGAUGGGUGUUGUAAAGCAUGCAAAGUUUCAACUUGUGCUGCUGACAAGACAACAAGCUACCUACGGGUCAAUGACUGCAACUCCACAAGAGAAGUGGAGAUAGCCUCAUGCACAGGAUACUGUGACACCUACUCCAUGUACUCCAUGGAGGCUAAUAGAGUGAUGCAUAAAUGCUCCUGCUGUCGUGAGCUCAGGACCAGUAAGAAGCAGGUGGAGAUGACGUGCGCUAACGGGACAACGAUUAAUCACAGCUACGACUACAUAGAAGAGUGUGACUGUCAUGUCACAGAGUGCGAAGACUUCAAACAUGUCGGCUGA